AUGGCGCCCAUCAAAUACUACCCAUCGCAAAUCGGUUCUAAACUCGUUACCCCUUUAUCUUUCACUGCAUCUCCCAUCAAAUUGCUCCUUGAAGACUUAUGGACUGCAUUGAUUAACCUAAGAUAUGCCCCCAAUAUAGUUUUACCUCUUUCUCCCACGACUUCGGGUGAUCUUUGCGAAUUGUAUCCUUCGGCGAGGAAUUUGGGAAAUAUUGCUUUACAUGUUGUUCUAUUCUUUUUGCAAUGUUUCUUCUUGCUUUCGAUCCCCAUCUGGAUCUUGAUGCCAGUAUGGGUGGUAGCCAUAGGAUUCACCAUGUUCUGGGUGACAAACCUCUCCAUUUGUUUUCUUCUGAAUGGGUCAAGACUGGUGUCGACGUAUCAGUCGGCGCCAGAAUAUGCUCAAGAGAAAAAAGCGCAUGCUCAUGAGCAAUGGCUAUUCUUAAAUGGUGUUUGUGUUGGUCGUCACUGGCUCAAAUGUGCCGUCAAUCGUCUCGCCCUCACGUUUGGUCGCCCAGUCCUAGGAAUUCACAAUCGAACCAAUGGUGUCAUUUUUGACAUACUCGAAUGUCUGAUCCAACGCUCCCUCAACUACGCUAGCACCGACAUCCGCACCGCCUACCGUAUCCUCAAAGGGAAGUUAUACGACCCCAACAUUACUCGCAUAAUUUUAGUUCUCCACUCCCAAGGCGCCAUUGAAGGCAGCAUGAUCAUCGACUGGCUCCUCGCCGAGAUCCCUCAAGAUCUUCUCCAAAAGCUCGAAGUCUACACUUUCGGAAACGCCGCCAAUCACUUCAACAACCCGCAUCUCCAUCUCGCAUCUCAGAGUAACGCCCUAUCUCAUCCAUCAUUACCGGCAACUUCCCUCACAAGAACCAUCACUACACUUUUCACCAGCUCGAAUGGUCCCGUAGAACUCCCUACUAAUCGAAAUGGAAACGGAAAGUCCAUCCCACACAUCGAACACUAUGCACAUACAUAUGACUUUGUAUCUCGAUUCGGCGUACUCCACUAUCACCACAACUACAGCCACGAAACAUUUGCCCCCCGUUUCAUGGGUAGAGUAUUCGAAGUCGAAGAUAGCGGCCACAUGUUCGUAGAACACUACCUCGACCGCAUGUUUCCGCUCUCCAAAUCCCUCUGCAAACGCCUCGUCAGCAGCAGUUUCAGAAACGAGCGUAAGCAGCAAGAUCUAAUCACCGACGCCAACGCCGAAGAAGAGCACGUAGAUGAAAACCCAGGGUUCAUGGGAAGCGUGGUGCAGGGACUCGGGCGCGUAGAACCGGAUGAUAAAUUAGGGAGGGAAGAUUGGGAAGUUUCGUAUGUAGGAGAAUCGGGAGAUGGGGACGAGGUUGAGAAUGAAGAUGAAGAGGAUAGUGCACGAAGUGUGAGUGGCAAAGGAAACAAAAAUGGCAAAAGCAGUGGAAAAUCAAACGGGAAUGCAAAUGCAAACACAAACCCAUCCAAUUCGGAAAAAAAAGGAAGUCUAGGAUCAGCAACAUUAAAAGAAGAAGGAACGAUCCUAACUAAUGGUAUGGAUCAAGGCGAACUAAGAAGAGCGAGAGCAUUUCGCAAUAAGAAAGAAUUCAAGGUUAAGAAUCUUAGUAGAUUGUGGUUGUAUCGGAAUGGGAAGAGUCCUAUGAAUUGA
Molecule: messenger RNA, 1644 nt
Organism: Sclerotinia borealis F-4128
Lineage: Eukaryota; Fungi; Ascomycota; Leotiomycetes; Helotiales; Sclerotiniaceae
Source: the annotation of a GenBank genome assembly